This is a messenger RNA of Papilio machaon (common yellow swallowtail), 2947 nucleotides long. RefSeq names its product neprilysin-2 (gene Nep2). The transcript has 16 exons. Gene Ontology annotation, molecular function: metalloendopeptidase activity. The record is from RefSeq and is a predicted model, not a curated record. Gene Ontology annotation, biological process: protein processing. Gene Ontology annotation, cellular component: plasma membrane. The coding region runs from base 86 to 2458 and encodes 790 amino acids. Lineage: Eukaryota; Metazoa; Arthropoda; Insecta; Lepidoptera; Papilionidae.
CGCGAGAGUCAGUUGGUCGGCGACAGCGAUCGAGGUAGUCACGACAGUUCGUGUUUCAGUCGUGGCGAAUCCGGACGAACUCCGGAUGACGAGGAACAAAACCAACAUCUACCACAGAGACCAAUCUUGUAUCAUAAAUAUCCCGAUGAGUGGGCACGGUGAAUACAACUCAAGAAGCUUUCCAAUGAGGGAUGGCGUCAAGGCUUCGUUUUGGGGGCGAAGAACGCUGUUGGAGAAGCGUCUGAUCAUCGCUAGCGUGGUCAUUUCUAUAAUGGCCAUUGCCUUCCUCUUCGCCUUUUUAGCUUCUAUCUACAUGCGCUCUAAUGGAAUCAACUACUUGCCACAAACUAGUGAAAUGAGAAUUUCUUCCCCUCAAUCCAUGCCGCCCGCAGUUUUUGGAUCGGAUUACGAGAUUUGCUACUCACCGGGAUGUGUACAUACAGCUUCGAAGCUUCUAUCGAACAUGGAUCAAAAUGUGGACCCUUGCGAUGACUUCUACGACUUCUCUUGCGGUUCCUUCGAGAAGAAUACACGUAUACCUGACGACAAAUCCUCCGUCAAUACGUUCUCGAUAAUAACCGAUCAGCUGCAAGAACAGAUCCGAGCACUGUUGGAAGAACCAAUAACCGAAGGGGAACCGCAUCCCUUCAUCCUUGCCAAGACUUUGUACAAGGCUUGUAUGAAUAAGUCCGUGAUAGAGGCGCGCGGAGUAAAGCCCCUGCUCGAUAUUAUGAAGCGAUUCGGCGGCUGGCCGGUGCUGGAAGGCGACAACUGGAAUGAACACGCCUUCGCCUGGGACGACUCCGUGUACCGUUUCCGCACAGCUGGAUACUCCGUCGACUACUUCCUCGACUUUUCCAUCAGUGUCGACGUCAAGAACUCUACUAAGAGGAUCAUCGACUUGGAUCAGGCGUCGCUAGGGCUCAGCCGGGAGUACCUCAGUCACGGCUUCAACGACAAGCUGGUGCAAGCAUAUUACUCUUACAUGGUCGACAUCUCAGUGUUGCUCGGAGCCGACAGAAAACGAGCGGAAACUGAACUCAGGGAGUCGCUCGAUUUCGAAAUCACACUCGCCAAUAUUUCCUUGCCAUUAGAGAAACGACGUAACGCGACAGCUCUUUAUAACCCUAUGACUGUUACACAGCUGCAAAAACGUUUCCCAAAAGUCGAUUGGAUGAAAUACAUAAACCGGCUGCUGGCUCCUCACGUCUCUAUCGAUAUGGACGAGGUUGUUAUCGUCAACGUUCCCUCCUACAUCACCAGUCUGGAGCAAUUCUUGGAGAGUACGCCUAAGCGCGUGCAGGCUAACUACGUGAUGUGGCGCGUAGCGGGCGCCUCGGUCUCUUACCUAACGGAUGAGCUGCGACGCCGCCAGCUGAGCUACGUCACCGUGCUCUCCGGAAAGACGGAACGCGAGAGCCGCUGGAAGGAGUGUGUUGAUACCACCAGCAUGAGCUUGUCUAUAUCUGUGGGUGCGCUGUACAUCCGUAAGUAUUUCAAUGAAGACUCAAAGAAGAACGCCUUGGAGAUGGUGAAGGACAUCAGAGAGCAGUUCCGCCGCACCUUGGAGGAGGUUGAGUGGAUGGACGAUACGACGCGCCGCGCCGCCCUUGCCAAAGCAGACGCGAUGGCCGCACACAUCGCAUACCCUGACGAAAUGCUCAACGAUGAAAAACUGUCAGAGUUCUAUGAAGGGUUGGAGAUGUCUGAGGACAAGCUGAUGGAGUCGGUUCUGAACCUGACGUUGUUCGGCACCGACUACCUCUUCCAGAAGCUGCGGCAGCCCGUCAACAAGACGGACUGGGUGACGCACGGCCGACCUGCCAUCGUUAACGCAUUCUACUCCUCCAUAGAGAACAGCAUACAAUUCCCUGCGGGCAUUCUACAAGGAGCGUUCUUCUCAGCUCUGCGGCCGGCCUACAUGAAUUACGGCGCAAUCGGCUUCGUAAUCGGACACGAGAUCACACACGGCUUUGAUGACCAGGGACGUCAAUUCGAUAAGGAUGGUAACCUGGUGGAUUGGUGGCAAGAGGAGACGAAGCAGAAGUAUCUAAAGAAAGCUAAAUGCAUCAUUGAUCAGUACUCGAAUUACACUGUUGAAGAAGUUGGUCUUAAGUUAAACGGCGUGAACACUCAGGGUGAGAACAUAGCAGACAACGGCGGUAUCAAGGGAGCCUACUACGCGUACGAGGCCUGGACCAAGAGGCACGGCGAGGAGCCACGCCUUCCAGGAUUAGAGAAAUACACGCCAAAACAGUUAUUCUGGCUGAGCGCGGCGAGCACGUGGUGCUCGGUGUACCGCAAGGAGGCACUGAAGCUACGCAUCACGACCGGCUUCCACGCGCCAGGCCGCUUCCGGGUUCUAGGCCCUCUCUCCAACAUGGAGGAGUUCUCCCGAGACUACUCCUGCCCCCUCGGUUCGCCCAUGAACCCAAAGAACAAGUGCAAGGUUUGGUAGUUCACCGCCGACCCUCCCUCAGAGGGUACCAAAAAACAAAAAGCUCCCAAAGCACCCAAAGCACCCAAGAAAAAAAUGUUCAUGAGAAAUUCAUUGAGAGUUCCCAGCCACUUCCUAUCCUACCUCUAUCCACAGAACAGUCAUUACUUAGAGUAUAUCAAGUCUACAACAACUCAGCCACCGAAAACGACUAAGAAAUACCGAUGUCCUCCGCCGCUGAAUACGCGAAAGUCUCCUAGUAACUACCCCGGUUGUUGAUCCGUUUUUCUGAAUCUUUACCACGGAGAUUAAGUUCGCCAUAUACUUUAUGACCUAGAGAUCAUUAAAAUACUUCUGAUAUUUUAAGUUGACACUUAUCAGAAAAUCAUAAAAAGUUUGACGAGCUUACACACAGACAUAUCGAACGAAAUUAUACAACUCAGCUUUUUAUUUCGUUACUUUUGUGAAACAAAGCUCUGAACUGUGUGCAUUCAAAUUUAAUUAUUGUGU